CUGUCACUGUGGAUUUACAGGCCAAACGUUUAGCAAGUGAUCCCUGGCAGUCAGCUCUGGGCGUGGUGGCCCUCCAUCUGCUGUGGGUGGCUUCCUCACCCUUACGGCUCACGGAUCUGCCAGGGUGUUGUCAGAAACGGUGGCUGGAGUCGCCAUCUGCUUCCAAUUACACUGUGACGGCAUGCAGGUCGGCGUCCCGGGCGCAGCCUUGCUAAACUGCCGCAGCGAGAGUAGAGAGGAGCCGGAGGGGAAAAGGAAGGAGGCAGAACUUGGAAGCGAAAGCCGCGACUUGGAUCUGAUUCUAACUGUGGUUGAGCUGAGUCACUGUAGCCGGCAGAGGCAUGGAGCCCUGGCUGCACUUUUCCAUUACUCUGUGGAUUUUUUUUUUCUCCUGUAAUUGGUCUGACUGGGAGACUAACAGCUGCCUCCAGCUUUAGGUUUGGAAGUUUCGUUCUCUGGUAAGACAUGAGGGAGAUGUAGCAGGAAAAGGAUCGUUUCUUUUCACCAAACUGGAGCGGAAACAGGUCGGAUUUUCACAAGUUGUGAUGUGACUCUAUUCACUUUUCUUGCUUUCAUUUAUUGUUGCAUGGGCUUUGAGCCACUUAUAUGAAUUCCUGCAUGCGACACAGAUGCCUUAACACCCAUUACAACCUCUUGGCUCGCAUUUUUUUCUGAUGUGAGAGAGCAGAUACGAGCUGUGUGAGCGGUAACCGCAAUGUUGACACUCUCGGAAAACCUUUUCACCAACUUCCUGCUCCAAACUUCGCUGCUUUCUUAACGAGGAGGCGCUGAUUCUCUGAAAAUGGAGAAGCAGAAAGCCAUCCUGAAAUUUUUCAAGACUCUCUCAGAGGAGCAAAAUGAGGACGUAACGCAAGGAGACACGGAGCUGAGCUUCAAUCUGAAGAAAAAUGGGGAUAUGCGAUUUGAAGAUGCUCUGGAGAGCGGUAGAGACUCCUUAUUGUAUGUUAUAUUGCCCCUGGAAGAAGAGGAGAUCACCUCAAACCCAGCGGGACGUUUAACUACGAGAGAGGAGGGAAAUGACUCAGAGAUGACAGAGGAGGAGAGGAAUGAUGUCAACCUGACGGAGCGGCAACACGAGGCCGCAAACGAUGAAAAUGUCUCAGAGAGUUGCUGUGACAGUGGCGGCAGCGUAUCGUCGGAUGAAUGCUCUUUAAAGGAAUCCCGGCAAGCAGAGUGUCAACACGUUUCAACUGAGUGCACAGGUAACGACUGUGAUCUUGUCACACCAAUGGGUGUCGAGGAGGAUGACAGCGAAGAGGCCAACCAGAGCACGGGAAAAGACAGUCAUCACUGCCAGGACGAUUUCAUCAUUCCUGAUUCAGAUUUGGGAGCUGAUCCUGAGAAAUCGGCGAAGGGUCGGCCACCUGAGACCGAACAUGACGUGAUGACAACAACACAGACGGGAGCUGGAGUUGAGGCGCAAACAUGUGUCGGCCCUCCGUGUUUUAAAAAUGAUGAUGAGGAAGAGAAAAGUUGUGCAGAAGAGGAAAAUGAAGAAGAUGAAGAAAGAGAUGUAUUCCCAGACUCUUCCACCCAACUUCCCUUUCCUUCCAUCCCUAAAGACACAAAUAUCGUCAUAACAGCGGCUGCUCAUAACCCUCCAACUGGAUCCACGUUCACCAGGGCCACCUUCUCGCCAGGCUCCCCAGCGGAUAAGCAGGUCCAGCUCCCAGCCCUCUUCAGCGCGAUGAGGGUCCUGAGGAAGGGGGUGGUCGGGCCCGAGCACGACACCGUGGCCCCGAUCAGGAGGGACGUUUCCCCUGAGAAGCAAGGGGAUGCUAAAGUCCAGGGGGGCUUCCUGGAGCAGAUCUCCCUGCUCCUGAGCAAGGACAAGAAGGAAGCAGGGGCAGAGGAAGACGAGGACGACACCAGAGAGAAGGGUGAAGAAGGUGAAGAGUGCGAGAGUCAGGAAGCCCAAACAGAGGAGGAAGCAGAGGUUUCAAAUGAGCCUAGAAAACCGUCUGUGUCCAGCGCGGAGGCAGCAUUCGAUGCGUUCAAAGCUUUUUUCACCCCAAAGCCUCUGAAGAAGGACCCAGCAGACAAGGUGGACCUGGAGGCCGUGAGGAAGAAGAUCAGAGCGGAUAAAGACGCGCUGAGAGCGCUUUUCGACAGGACCGCCAACAAGACGCCGGAGAAGAAAGACUCACCUGACUUUAAAUCAGAAACAUCGACCCCCGGAGAGGGAGAGGAAAGAACCCCCGGUCGUCUUCACGCCGUCUGGCCGCCACUUAAGGAGGAAAAAGUCGGGCUGAAGUACACAGAAGCAGAGCACCAGGCUGCUCUGCUGCAGCUGAAGAGAGAAUGCAAAGAGGAGCUGGAGAAGCUACAGGAGGAUUAUGGACAGCAGCUCUCCAGGCUGAGGGUGGAAAACGAGGACAAUGUCGCCCGUCUGGAGUUGUGUCUGGCGGAGCUGCAGGCCAAGCUCUCCCAGGCCGGUACCGGUCCCCGAGGGGAGCUCAAAGAUGCCGCUGUGUCGACCGGAGACGAUUUCAUACGCAAAUCCUUCCGCACAGUCUGCGUCCAGACAGACCGAGAGACUUUUGUUAAGACGCCUGAGGACGGAGAGGGAACGAGCCCCCAGCAGCAGAAGGUGAACCCCAGAAAGCUGGACCUGACCUCUAUCAGCCUCAGCCUGGCCGGGCAGAGGGACGACACUCCGUCGUCACACGACCUUCUUCUUCCUCCAUCUGAGCAACCGCCUGCUCCGACCAAAACACACAAUCUGCCUCCUCCUCCUCCACCUCCUCCAUGUUUAUCUGCACCCCUGAACAACACGCAGCCCUCAAACGGUCCUCCACCACCACCGCCCCCUCCACCUCCUCCAUCCGCGCCGGGCUUAGCCCCCCCACCUCCUCCUCCUCCUCCAGGCGGAGGCUUCAUGAUCAACAGACCUCCCAGGAAACCAGCAGUGGAGCCAUCCCGACCCAUGAAGCCUCUGUACUGGACCAGGAUCCAGAUCCAGGACAGCAAUAACAACAUACUGUGGAACAUUUUGGAGGAGCCAAACUUGAUCAACACCAGCGAGUUUGAGGAUCUCUUUGCCAAAACCACCACGCAGACCAAGAGGAAGCCGCUGUCAGAGGUGUACGAGAAGAAAGCCAAGGCCAGGAAGCUCAUCAAGCUGCUGGAUGGGAAGCGCUCUCAGGCCGUGGGCAUCCUCAUAUCGAGCCUCCACCUGGAGAUGAAAGACAUUCAACAAGCCAUACUGACAGUGGAUCACUCCGUGGUGGACGUGGAGACCAUUGAAGCGCUGUAUGAUAAUAGAGCACAGCCGGAGGAACUGGAGACGAUCAGGAAGCACUACGAGACGUCGGAGGAAGAGGAAGUCAAACUGCUGGACAAACCUGAACAGUUCCUGUACGAGCUCUCUCAGAUCCCGGACUUUGCAGGCAGAGCUCACUGCAUCAUCUUCCAGUCGGCCUUCAUCGAUGGGAUGUCAACCAUCCAACGCAAGCUCAACACAGUCUCCAGAGUCUGUGAGGCUCUGCUGGAGAGCGAUGGUGUGAGGAGAGUGGUGGGACUGGUGUUGGCUCUGGGGAACCACAUGAACGGGGGCAGCAGGGUCAGAGGUCAGGCCGACGGCUUUGGACUGGAGAUUCUACCUAAACUGAAGGAUGUGAAGAGCAGGGACAAUCGCAUCAGCCUGGUGGACUACGUAGUGUCAUAUUACCUGCACAACGUGGAUAAGAACUCCGGCACAGACAAGAGUACGUUCCCACUUCCUGAACCGCAGGACGUCUUCCUGGCAGCGCAGGUCAAGUUCGAUGACCUCAACAGAGACCUCAGACAGCUCGGACGAGACCUGACAAGAUGCGAGAAAGACGUGCAGAAAGUUUGCUCUGAAUCUCCCGAGGAACACCUGCAGCCGUUUAAGGACAAGAUGGAGGCUUUUGUUCUCAGUGCACGGAAAGAGCACGCGGAAGCUUCCUAUCAGCUGAUGACUGUACAGAAAAGCUUUCAGGACUUGGCUCUGUAUUUUGGACUGAAGCCCAAGACGGGAGAGAAGGAGGUGACCCCUGAUUACCUCUUCAUGGUCUGGUUUGAGUUUUGCGCUGACUUCAAGGCCCGAUGGAAGAGGGAGAACAAGGGCAUCUCCAAAGACAGAUUAAAAGAGGCUCAGCUGUCAGUCAAGAGGAUCACAGCAGAUAAGAAGGUGGAGACCAGGAGGAUCAACCCGAACAGUCUGAAAGAGCGACUGCGCCAGAAAGAAGUCAACAUGUCGUCUUCUUAAGAGACCCGGGAGGUAAAGAGAUGCCACAGUCCCAAAAUCACACGAGCUGGACCCGACUGGAUGUGGACCACCAAACCAAACUAACAUUCCCGCUUCAGCUGACAGCUUUAUGUAACAUACUUUGCUUCUUAACGAUGUAUUUUUAAUUUAAGAGAUUGAAGAAGAUCUUUUGUGCAAUAUGCAGACAUCAUUUACAGCUCGGACUGUGUGUAGAUUCUGACAAUUUUUGCUUUUGAUUUUCUGACAUGUAAUCUUUUCAAUACUUUUUCCACAAUUAAAGUUGCUGAUUAGGAAAAAAAAAAA
Messenger RNA from Acanthopagrus latus (yellowfin seabream), 4555 nucleotides. Its product is annotated as formin-like. The coding region runs from base 803 to 4252 and encodes 1149 amino acids. Gene Ontology annotation, biological process: cortical actin cytoskeleton organization; actin filament network formation; actin nucleation. NCBI's taxonomy places the organism in Eukaryota, Metazoa, Chordata, Actinopteri, Spariformes, Sparidae. Gene Ontology annotation, cellular component: cytoplasm; actin filament; cytoskeleton. Gene Ontology annotation, molecular function: microtubule binding; actin filament binding. The record is from RefSeq and is a predicted model, not a curated record. The transcript is spliced from 17 exons.